Messenger RNA from Mercurialis annua (annual mercury), 5185 nucleotides. Its product is annotated as ABC transporter C family member 3-like. Lineage: Eukaryota; Viridiplantae; Streptophyta; Magnoliopsida; Malpighiales; Euphorbiaceae. Gene Ontology annotation, cellular component: vacuolar membrane; plant-type vacuole. Gene Ontology annotation, molecular function: ATP binding; ABC-type transporter activity; ATP hydrolysis activity. The record is from RefSeq and is a predicted model, not a curated record. The transcript has 10 exons. The coding region runs from base 478 to 4968 and encodes 1496 amino acids. Gene Ontology annotation, biological process: transmembrane transport.
AAAAAACCCCAAACCUGUUAUUGUCAUGUUAGACUUCUAUGCUGCUCAAGCAAUAACACAGCAAUAACAAGAAUUUGUGGGCCUUAUGAUGUUUGAUAUUCCAAUUUCUUUUGAGAUCCAAUUAUCUUGUGACAAAAGUUGGCGGACUUCACCUUCUUGGAAAAUGCCCAUUUCUUUUUGUAAUCUAUAUUUCAUGUUUAAUAAGGUUUUUUUUUCCAUUGCAAUAAAAAAAGCACUUUAUUUAUACUCCACUAAUGUUAGUAGGAAAUAAAGUGCAGGAGUGAAUACAAGCACAAUCUCAUCAUUUCCUUCUUCUUUUUCUCUUGUCUAAAGAACUUGUAAGUUGUAACAGUAAGCUACCAUAUGGAUACUCCACUUCCACAGAAUUUAAAAGCGAUACCUGACCUUUGAUUUUUUCUAUUCAAACAACCAAAGAAUUCAACAUAACUCCAUCUGAAAAGCUCUUACAAUUUACAAAUGGAAAUUCUUGAUUUACCAGCUUUUCUUUCAAGCUCACCUCCACUGUUUUACAUGCUCCUUAAACCCAUUUUCCUCCAUCGGUUUUCUGGUUUACUGCACUUAGUUUUGCUACUUGGGUUAUUCAUCUCCUUUGUGGGCAAGAAACUUAGGGCGGGAAAGGUGGAUGAGAGGUUUGACAAAAACAAGAGGGUUUUCUGUUAUAAACAGACUUUGUUGUGUUGUUAUGGCGUUUCAUUGUUUAACCUUGUUUUGUGCUUCUUAAUCUACUUUUAUUGGUAUAGAGAUGUCUGGUCUGAUGAUAAACUGAUGACCCUUUUGGAUUCAGCAGUGCUUAAAUCACUGUCUUGGGGUGCACUUGGUGUUUAUCUGUACACUAAUUCUGUUUCUUCACCUGAGACAAAGUUUCCCAUUUUAUUGAAAAUUUGGUGGGUUUUUUAUUUUAUUACAUCGUGUUAUAGCUUAAUUGUAGAUUUUAUGCUUCAGGGGAAACACAUGUCUUUAGAAAUUCAGUUCUUGGUAUCUGAUGUAGUCUCUGUAUUGACAGGUUUGUAUAUCUGUUAUGUUGGGUUCUUGAAAGAUAAGAAUAGAGAUUCCCUAAUCGAAGAACCCUUUUUAAAUGGCGAUUCUAGUUUAAGUAAUAGCUUGGAGUCAACUAAGCCCAUAGGAAGUAAGACUUUAACACCUUACUCAAAUGCUAGUCCCUUCAGUAUUCUUACCUUCUCUUGGAUGGGUUCCCUUAUUGCUGUUGGCAAUAAGAAAACUUUAGACCUGGAGGAUGUUCCUCAGCUUGAUUUUAAGGAUACUGUAGCUGGGACAUUUUCAGUUCUUAGAAAUAAGCUGGAGAUGGAUGGUGGUGCUCCUGCUAAUGGAGUUACCACAAACAAGCUUGUCAAAGCAUUAUUCCUUUCAUUUUGGAAGGAACUUCUAUUGACUGCUUUACUUGCACUGUUAUAUACAGUAGCUUCUUAUGUUGGUCCAUACCUCAUAGAAUCUUUUGUUCAGUGCCUUGAUGGGCGAGGAGAGUAUAAAAAUCAGGGAUAUGUUCUAGCUUCAGUAUUUUUCGUUGCAAAACUCGUAGAGUGUCUCUCUCAGAGGCAUCAGGUGUUUAGAUUGCAGCAAAUUGGAAUCAGGAUCCGUUCAGUUCUUGUGGCAAUGGUAUAUAAUAAGGGCUUAACACUUUCGCACCUGUCGAAACAGGAUCACACAAGUGGCGAAAUCAUCAAUUACAUGGCUGUUGAUGCAGAGAGAAUUGGACAUUUUACUUGGUAUGUCCAUGACUUGUGGUUGGUCUUCUUCCAAGUUGGUUUAGCCUUGUUGAUAUUGUAUAAGAAUCUCGGUCUUGGAUCCAUUGCCGCUUUUAUCUCGACGGUUAUUAUCAUGUUGCUUAAUUAUCCUCUGGGUAGAUUGCAAGAGAAGUUUCAGGACAAGUUGAUGGAAUCAAAAGAUAACAGAAUGAAGACAACAUCUGAGAUUUUAAGGAAUAUGAGGAUUCUCAAGCUUCAAGGAUGGGAAAUGAAGUUUCUGUGUAAAAUCCUUGAUCUCAGAAAGAUGGAGGAAGGAUGGUUGAAGAAGUACUUUUACACCUCAGCAGUAACAAAUUUUUUCUUCUGGGUUGCUCCAACUUUUAUUUCUGUGGCCACUUUUGGUGCUUGUAUGUUUAUGGGAGUCCAACUUGAAACAGGAAAGAUCUUAUCUGCACUAGCAACAUUCAGGAUUCUUCAAGAGCCGAUAUACUUUCUUCCUGAUACAAUUUCCAUGGUAGUCCAGACUAAGGUUUCUCUUGAUAGAAUUGCAUCUUUUCUUCGUCUCCAAGAAUUACAGUUUGAUGUUAUUGAGAAGCUUCCAAGAUUUAGUUCUGACACAGCAAUUGAGAUAGUUAAUGGGAAUUUCUCUUGGGAUUUCUCUUUACCUCACCCGACACUAAAAGAUGUAAGUUUCAAAGUAUUCCGUGGCAUGAAUGUUGCUGUUUGUGGUGCUGUUGGUUCAGGCAAGUCAAGCUUACUUUCCUGCAUCCUAGGAGAGGUACCCAAAAUUUCUGGGACUCUUAGGUUGUGCGGGACAAAGGCCUAUGUGGCGCAGUCACCUUGGAUUCAAAGCGGGACAAUUGAAGAGAACAUACUGUUUGGUAAGAAGAUGGACAGAGAUAGGUAUGACAGGAUACUGGAAGCAUGUGCGCUGAAAAAGGACAUAGAAAUCCUGUCAUUUGGUGACCAAACAGUUAUAGGAGAGAGGGGAAUCAACUUAAGUGGCGGCCAGAAGCAACGUAUUCAGAUUGCUCGAGCUCUCUACCAAGAUUCUGAUAUUUAUCUAUUUGAUGAUCCUUUCAGUGCUGUGGAUGCUCACACUGGAUCUCAUAUAUUUAAGAAUGUUUUGAUCAAUCUUCUAAAUACAAGAACUGUUAUAUACAUCACUCACCAAGUUGAGUUCUUACCUGCUGCUGAUAUAAUCUUGGUCAUGAAAGAUGGAAGGAUCACACAGGCUGGGAAAUAUAGUGACCUUCUUAUCCCAGGAUCCGAUUUCAUGGAGCUUGUAAAUGCACACAGGGCAGCCUUAUCGCCACUUGAUUCAAAACAGGCAUCACAUCCUGAAAAUGGAAGUACUAGUAAGGAGAGCAGCUUUAGUAAGGCUGUGCUAGAUCAGGAUAAAAUUGACUUGGCAAAUGAUAAAGAAAAUGAGAUAGUUGUGCCGAAAGGACAGCUCAUUCAAGAAGAAGAGAGAGAGAAAGGUCGCGUUGGGUUUACGGUGUACUGGAAAUAUAUCACAACAGCAUUUGGUGGAGCUCUUGUGCCAAUCAUAUUAUUGGCAGCAAUUUUAUCUCAGAUCCUUCAAAUUUGUAGCAAUUAUUGGAUGGCAUGGGCAACUCCUGAGUCGAAGGAUGUGAAACCUGUUGUUACCGCAUCUACACUGAUAGGUGUGUAUGCAGCUUUUGCCCUGGGAAGUUCAUUCUGUCUCCUGGUCAGGAUCACUCUUCUUGUUACAGCAGGGUAUAAGACAGCGACUCUGCUUUUCAAUAAGAUGCAUUAUAGCAUUUUCCGUGCGCCCAUGUCCUUCUUUGAUGCAACCCCUAGUGGUCGAAUCCUAAACAGAGCUUCUACGGACCAAAGCCAGAUAGAUUUGCAAAUGGCAUAUCAAACUGGUGCAGUUGUAUUCACACUGAUCCAGCUUCUGGGAGUCGUCGGAGUCAUGUCUCAGGUGGCAUGGCAAAUUUUUGUCAUUUUUAUCCCUGUGGCUUGCGUUUGCAUCUGGUAUCAGCAAUAUUACAUCCCUUCUGCAAGAGAACUUGCACGAUUAGCCGGUGUAUCCAAAGCUCCGGUUUUCCAGCACUUCUCUGAAACAAUAUCAGGAUCGACAACUAUUAGGAGUUUCGAUCAGCAAUCAAGAUUCCAAGAAAUAAACAUGAAAUUGAUGGAUGCAUAUUCUCGGCCCAAAUUUCAUAUUGCUGGUGCAAUGGAAUGGCUUUGCUUCAGGCUGGAUAUAUUUUCUUCUAUUACAUUCGCAACAUCAUUGAUUUUGUUGAUCUCUUUCCAAGAUAGAAUUAAUCCAGCAAUUGCGGGCCUAGCUGUGACAUAUGGACUCAACCUUAACAUCAUACAAACUUGGUUUAUAUGGAAACUCUGUAAUUUGGAGAACCGGAUCAUAUCAGUAGAAAGAGUACUUCAAUACUUGUCCAUACCUAGUGAACCUCCUCUUCUAAUAGAAGAAAAGCGACCAGACCAGUCGUGGCCGUCACUUGGAGAAGUUUCUAUUGAUAAUCUUCAGGUUCGCUAUGCCCCACACAUGCCACUGGUUCUGCAAGGUCUCACCUGCAGUUUUCCAGGAGGGAAGAGAACUGGUAUUGUUGGGAGAACAGGAAGUGGAAAGUCUACUCUGAUACAGACUCUUCUCCGCAUUGUGGAACCCACAGUUGGUCAGAUUGUGAUUGACGACAUCAAUAUCUCAUCAAUUGGAUUGCAUGAUUUGCGGUCAAGGCUGGGCAUUAUUCCUCAGGAUCCAACUAUGUUCGAGGGGACUAUACGGAGCAACCUGGACCCGCUUGAAGAGUAUACAGAUGAACAAAUUUGGGAGGCUCUGGACAAAUGUCAACUUGCACAUGAAGUUAAGAAAAAAGAGAAAAGGCUGGAUUCCAUGGUUACUGAGAAUGGGGAAAACUGGAGUAUGGGUCAGAGGCAGCUGGUCUGUCUAGGGCGUGUACUACUGAAAAAGUGUAAAAUACUGAUCCUGGAUGAAGCUACUGCCUCUGUGGAUACAGCUACUGAUAAUCUUAUACAGCAAACCAUAAAGCAACACUUCUCUGACCGUACAGUUGUAACAAUUGCUCAUCGGAUAACUUCAGUUCUUGAUAGUGACGUGGUUUUGCUUUUGAGCAAUGGGCUGAUUGAGGAAUUUGAUUCUCCGGCAAGAUUGUUACAAAAUAAGUCAUCUUCAUUCGGACAACUUGUAGCAGAGUACACAAUGAGGUCAAAUGCCAGUCUCGAGAAGUUCACUUGACAAAGCGUCUUAUUAACAUGGUUCAACUGCAAUAGGGUCUUCAUGACAGGUUAAGCUGAUUGAUGUCGUUUUUCUUAAGCUUUCUAUAUUGAAGCUUGAAGUCAUAAAAAAUCAUGAAAAUUAGUGAAACCAGAUGAGUACCUUUUGUUUUUACUUUUUGCUCUACAUAAUAGAUUUGUUAAUACAUUUUAAUCUAAUUCCCUGGUCUAGUGGUAAA